Molecule: messenger RNA, 4318 nt
Organism: Trachemys scripta elegans
Lineage: Eukaryota; Metazoa; Chordata; Testudines; Emydidae
Gene: DLG1
Product: discs large MAGUK scaffold protein 1
Biological process (GO): chemical synaptic transmission; neurotransmitter receptor localization to postsynaptic specialization membrane
Cellular component (GO): postsynaptic density membrane; neuromuscular junction; neuron projection
Molecular function (GO): kinase binding
Source: RefSeq, a predicted model, not a curated record
CCGCCGCCGCCUGAGCUCCGAGGCGGCUGCCCCGUCCCGGCUCCGCUCCGGACCCCCGGGGUCUGGUCUCGACCUGCCCGCGGGUGUGGGGGAAGGCUCCUCCGAGCCCGGCGGGACCGGGCAGAGCGCGGGCCGCCCGCCGCAGUCCUAGCCCGCGCUGUCGGGUCUCGCUGCCGGUCUUUGUCCCGCGCAAAGUUUGGGAGGGCGGCGGACGGGCGCUCCCUGCCCGAGCCGAGCGGCCGGAGUCCGGCUGUGCCUUACUCGCCGGGGUCGCUUCGGGCGCGGGCUGCUGCUGCGGAGCACCAUGCCUGUCCGGAAGCAAGAUACCCAGCGAGCUCUGCGCCUCCUGGAGGAAUACCGCUCCAAAUUGAGCCAAAGUGAGGACAGACAGCUGAGAAACUCCAUAGAGCGUGUCAUUACUAUCUUCCAGAGCAACCUUUUCCAGGCUUUGAUAGAUAUUCAAGAAUUUUAUGAAGUGACCUUACUGGACAAUCCAAAAUGUAUUGAUCACUCUAAGCUAUCUGAACCAGUACAACAUGUGAAUACCUGGGAUUUCUCCAGCCUUCCAAGCACAACAGUGACAUCAGAAACACUGCCAAGCAGCCUUAGCCCAAAUAUAGAGAAAUAUCGGUGUCAGGAUGAAGAUACACCUCCACAAGAGCAUAGCACCAAUGAGGUGACUGGUCCAGAGUUGGUUCAUGUAUCAGAGAAGAACCUAUCACAGAUUGAAAAUAUACAUGGAUUUGUUUCCCACUCUCACAUUUCACCAGUGAAGCCAACAGAAGCUGUUCCUCCCUCUUCUCCCAUUCUCCCUGUGAUCCCUGUCCUGCCAGUCCCUGCUGAGACCACUGUCAUCCCAUCCUCUACAUCGCAGGCAAAUCCUCCUCCUGUACUGGUGAAUACAGAUGCUUUGGAGACUCCAGCAUACGUUAAUGGCACGGAUGCAGAUUAUGAAUAUGAAGAAAUUACACUUGAAAGGGGAAAUUCAGGGCUUGGCUUUAGCAUUGCAGGUGGUACGGACAACCCACACAUUGGGGAUGACUCAAGUAUUUUCAUUACAAAAAUCAUAGCAGGGGGUGCAGCUGCUCAGGAUGGAAGAUUACGGGUUAAUGAUUGCAUAUUACGAGUAAAUGAAGUGGAUGUUCGUGAUGUGACACACAGCAAAGCAGUUGAAGCAUUAAAGGAGGCAGGAUCCAUUGUGCGGUUGUAUGUCAAAAGAAGAAAACCAGUCACAGAAAAAAUAAUGGAGAUAAAACUUGUGAAAGGGCCGAAAGCAGGACUUGGGUUCAGCAUAGCUGGUGGUGUUGGAAAUCAGCAUAUUCCUGGUGACAACAGUAUCUAUGUAACCAAAAUUAUUGAAGGAGGUGCAGCACAUAAAGAUGGCAAACUUCAGAUUGGAGACAAACUUCUAGCUGUGAACAGUGUUUGCUUAGAAGAAGUUACACAUGAAGAAGCAGUGACUGCCUUAAAAAACACAUCUGAUUUUGUUUAUCUGAAAGUUGCAAAACCCACCAGCAUGUUCAUGAAUGAUAGUUAUGCCCCUCCAGACAUCACAAACUCUUAUUCUCAGCCAGUGGAUAACCAUAUCAGUCCAGCUACCUACUUGGCACAAUCUUUGCCACCAUCAUCACCAGGAAGAUAUUCCCCAACUCCCAAGGGAAUGAUUGGAGAUGAUGAGAUAACCAGAAUACAGUCGUUUUGAAGCUAAAAUACAUGACUUACGGGAGCAGAUGAUGAACAGUAGCAUUAGCUCAGGAUCAGGAUCUCUGCGGACCAGCCAGAAGAGGUCCCUAUAUGUCAGAGCUCUCUUUGACUACGACAAGACUAAAGACAGUGGCCUUCCCAGUCAGGGACUGAACUUCAAAUUUGGCGACAUCCUCCAUGUCAUUAAUGCUUCUGAUGAUGAGUGGUGGCAGGCACGGCAGGUGACGCCAGAUGGAGAAAGUGAUGAAACUGGAGUGAUUCCGAGCAAACGGAGGGUUGAGAAGAAAGAAAGAGCCCGCUUAAAGACAGUGAAAUUUAAUUCCAAAAUGAGAGGAGAUAAAGGGCAGUCAUUCAAUGACAAGCGUAAAAAGAACCUCUUUUCCCGAAAAUUUCCCUUCUACAAGAACAAGGACCAGAGUGAGCAAGAAACCAGUGAUAUUGACCAACAUGUAACCUCUAAUGCCAGCGAUAGUGAAAGUAGUUACCGUGGCCAAGAAGAAUACGUCUUGUCUUAUGAACCAGUCAGCCAACAAGAAGUCAAUUACACUCGGCCAGUGAUUGUUUUGGGACCCAUGAAAGACAGAAUAAAUGAUGAUUUAAUCUCAGAAUUUCCAGACAAAUUUGGAUCAUGUGUUCCACAUACUACCAGACCAAAACGAGAUUAUGAGGUGGAUGGCCGGGAUUACCACUUUGUCACCUCUCGAGAGCAAAUGGAGAAGGAUAUUCAGGAUCACAAAUUCAUUGAGGCUGGCCAGUACAACAAUCACCUUUAUGGAACAAGUGUCCAGUCAGUGCGGGAAGUAGCAGAAAAGGGGAAACACUGCAUUCUUGAUGUCUCUGGCAAUGCGAUCAAGAGGUUGCAGAUAGCCCAGCUGUACCCAAUCUCCAUUUUUAUUAAACCCAAAUCAGUGGAAAACAUCAUGGAAAUGAACAAACGUUUAACAGAGGAGCAAGCCAGGAAGACCUUUGAGAGAGCCAUGAAACUGGAGCAAGAAUUUACUGAACAUUUCACAGCUAUUGUCCAAGGAGACACACUGGAAGAGAUAUACAACCAGGUGAAGCAGAUCAUAGAAGAACAGUCUGGGCCUUACAUCUGGGUACCAGCAAAGGAAAAAUUAUGAAAAUUGAAAGAUUUUUGGUUUUCAUUUUCUAACUGACAUUACCUACUCAUUGACAACUUGUAACCCUUUUCAGUGGAGCCUGCCGCUAGCUCUUUCCAAUGUGGGUCACACACUAAACAUCACAUUCUGCAGUUCCCAAAAAUUUUUUACAUUUGGUGUCUCUCUUAGUUUGAAUAAUUUGUAUUAUUGUGUGAUAGCGUUCAUUUGACAUUUUUCAAACAUGAAGGUCGAAUGGCCUGACCAGCUAUUAAGGUAGGGUUGGGGAAUUGUAUGGUAAAAUUCCUUAAUGUUUAAGGGAAAGUAAGUUUCAGAGAUUUUCAGAAAAGAUUUAUAUUCAUUCUUUUAAAAUUUCAUAGCAUAUGAAAGAAAAGUCAUCUUACCCAAUGAUGUAAAUCGUGAGCAACUUUGCACACUUAAUUAUAAUAGCAUGGGUUGGCCAAGCAUUUAAUUUCAAGUUUUUAGUUUGUGGGUUGACUUUCUGUUUUCACAGCAAAUAUUUUUCUUUAUAGGCAGUUAAUGUAACUUUUUUUUAAUUUCCAAAUUAAUGUAUUCAUUAACUUCCAUUAAUUCACAAGGGAUAUUCAUUUUCAAAAUUUCAUAAUGAUAGUCUUAUAGUCUAUUUUUAUUCAUUUUUGCAUAUACAGUUGCUAGGGAUAAAGAUAUUUAAUAUUUUUAAUCUUACCCAUGCAACACUAUUUACAGUGUCUUACAAAAGUUGUUUAUAGAUCAUGGUCAUCACUCUUUUCUGAAUCGAAAACAUGUUUAGGUGCUAGGGAAGCUUGUAUUUUACAAAUGAAUAGCAAAUUUUCAUUGGCAGCAAAACAGAAAACACUUGCAGUGAUGGAUGAUCAUUAAGGCGAUAAGAAGAGAGUCAGAUUUGUAGUUUAAAAUUGUGCGUCUCCUUAGAGGUGUCAGAUUUUAAUGAAUAUUUUACCCACAAUAAUUGCCUAUUUUGUUAUAAAACUUUCUUUAACUAUAAACUCUGUAACUAUGGGAAUUAUUUUCUUUACAUAGUUGCGCACACAUAUAUAUAAAAUAUAUUUUUUUUUCUGUUCCCACCUACUCCUAACUUUUCUUUUUUUUGUUUUUGUUUUGAGAAUAAAUAUAAAUUAGAAUUUAUCUUCCUUAAUCAUGUGAAAUGAAAUGGGGUAUGGUGGCUGGGUAAAACAUCUGGGGGAUAUUAGCUACAAGAAAAAAAUAUGGGCAAGUUCUCCUCUUUUCUACAAACAAUUUCAGAUGUUUGGGUUUGGGUUUUUUUCUUUUCCAUGUGAUGUGCAUGUUUUAACCAAUGGGAGAUUUCAGAGUCAACAGUUAGUUUUUAUGUACAUCUCAGACUAUAUCUGUGUCAUAUCUUCCAUGGUGGCUCUGCACUGGAGAGACACAGGCCUCUGAUCUGAGCAAUUAUAAAUACAUUUCUGCAAAAUAUAGAACUAACAUUAUUCAUUCCAUUUGUCAGAAAGAGGAGAACAGCUAAUAAAGUUUAUUGUACAACA